AUGGGAAGCGGAAUUAGUUCCGAGAGCAAGGAGUCUGCCAAAAGAUCAAAAGAACUGGAGAAGAAGCUUCAGGAAGAUGCGGAGCGAGAUGCAAGAACUGUCAAGUUGCUGUUAUUAGGAGCAGGAGAAUCUGGAAAGAGUACUAUCGUUAAACAAAUGAAGAUCAUCCAUAAGAACGGAUACAGCGAGCAAGAAUGCAUGGAGUUCAAAGCAGUGAUCCACAGCAAUACGUUGCAGUCCAUCCUCGCUAUCGUGAAAGCCAUGGGCAGCCUCGGCAUUGACUACGUGCAUCCCAGAAGUGCCGAAGACCAACGGCAACUUUGCGCGAUGGCGAACACCCUGGAAGAUGGCAGCAUGACGCCAGAACUGGCUGAGCUGAUAAAGCGGCUGUGGAGAGACCCAGGCAUUCAGGCCUGCUUUGAGAGGGCGUCUGAAUAUCAGCUCAACGACUCAGCCGCUUACUACCUUAAUGAUUUGGACAGAAUAACAGCUCCUGGAUACGUCCCAAAUGAGCAAGACGUCCUACACUCUCGAGUGAAAACGACGGGAAUCAUUGAAACUCAGUUCUCCUUUAAAGACUUGCAUUUCAGAAUGUUCGACGUGGGUGGACAGAGAUCUGAGAGAAAGAAGUGGAUCCACUGCUUUGAAGGGGUCACGUGCAUUAUAUUUUGUGCUGCGCUCAGUGCCUAUGACAUGGUCCUGGUAGAAGAUGAAGAGGUGAACAGAAUGCACGAAAGCCUGCACUUGUUCAACAGCAUCUGUAAUCACAAGUACUUUGCCACCACCUCCAUCGUCCUGUUUCUUAAUAAAAAAGAUCUCUUUCAAGAAAAAGUAACCAAGGUGCAUCUUAGUAUCUGCUUCCCUGAGUACACUGGGCCAAAUACAUUCGAAGAUGCAGGGAACUACAUCAAGAACCAGUUUCUGGACCUGAAUUUAAAAAAGGAAGAUAAGGAAAUUUAUUCCCACAUGACCUGCGCUACAGACACCCAAAAUGUCAAGUUCGUGUUCGACGCGGUUACAGACAUCAUAAUCAAGGAGAAUCUGAAGGACUGCGGGCUUUUCUGA
Equus quagga is the source of this 1065-nucleotide messenger RNA. RefSeq names its product G protein subunit alpha transducin 3 (gene GNAT3). Gene Ontology annotation, biological process: sensory perception of sweet taste; adenylate cyclase-modulating G protein-coupled receptor signaling pathway; detection of chemical stimulus involved in sensory perception of bitter taste. Lineage: Eukaryota; Metazoa; Chordata; Mammalia; Perissodactyla; Equidae. The record is from RefSeq and is a predicted model, not a curated record. The transcript has 8 exons. The coding region runs from base 1 to 1065 and encodes 354 amino acids. Gene Ontology annotation, molecular function: GTP binding; G-protein beta/gamma-subunit complex binding; GTPase activity. Gene Ontology annotation, cellular component: heterotrimeric G-protein complex; photoreceptor outer segment; photoreceptor inner segment.